AUGGCAGAAAUACAAAAAUCAGUAAUAACCCAAGGAAAAAGAAAAACAGCUUUGGCUACCUGUAAGUGUGUUGAGAGUGAUGAGAUGACAAUAUUGGUCGAUAAAGUACCUUAUAAAAUACUUAGUAACAGAUUAAUGCUAUCAAAGAUUAAAGAAAUCAUUUGUAUUGUUGAUGAAUCUAAUCUUAAAAAUCUUAGUUUUACUAUCACCACAAAAAUUAAAGAAGGAGUGACUACUAACAAAAAGAAUAAUGGGGAUGUAGCGCUAGCAUAUGCAGUAAGAAUGGCUUUUUCUAAAGCUAUAGUGGCUUACUAUGGUACUUAUUUUGAUGAAUGGAAAAAGCAAGAAAUAAAAAAAAUGCUGAUGGCUUAUGACAGAUAUUGUCUUGUAGGAGAUAUUAGGAAGAAAGAGCCAAAGAAAUUUGGAGGACCGGGUGCACGUGCAAGAUAUCAGAAAUCUUAUCGUUAG
Molecule: messenger RNA, 468 nt
Organism: Vairimorpha ceranae
Lineage: Eukaryota; Fungi; Microsporidia; Nosematidae
Product: 40s ribosomal protein s16
Exons: 1
Coding region: 1-468 (155 amino acids)
Biological process (GO): translation; maturation of SSU-rRNA from tricistronic rRNA transcript (SSU-rRNA, 5.8S rRNA, LSU-rRNA)
Cellular component (GO): ribosome; cytosolic small ribosomal subunit
Molecular function (GO): structural constituent of ribosome; RNA binding
Source: RefSeq, a predicted model, not a curated record